UACAGAUCCCUCCACUGUUGUUCCGGAAGGCGAACAACAUACGAAAGAUUUAACCAUGGAUCUUGUGCUGAACGUUGCUGACUAUUAUGUCCUCACGCCGUAUGUGUACCCUGCGUCGUGGCCUGAGGACGGGGCACUGCGGCAGAUCAUCAGCCUGCUGGUGCUGACGAACCUCGGGGCUGCGGUCCUGUACUUGGGCCUGGGAGCCAUCAGCUACUUCUUCAUCUUCGACCACAAUCUGAUGAAACACCCGCACUUCUUAGAGAAUCAGGUUAAGAGGGAGAUCAAAUAUGCGAUGACCUCGUUGCCCUGGAUCAGCAUCCCUACAGUGGCCUUGUUUUUCGCUGAAGUUAGAGGAUACAGCAAACUGUACGACAGGGUCGAUGAAUCUCCGCUGGGUUGGCCUGGGCUCUUCCUGAGUAUGAUCUCCUUCCUGUUUUUCACUGACAUGUGUAUCUACUGGAUUCAUCGCUUCCUACAUCAUAAGCUUAUUUAUAAGCUGUUUCACAAACCACACCACUUAUGGAAGAUCCCCACCCCCUUUGCCAGCCAUGCCUUUCAUCCAGUAGAUGGCUUCAUGCAGGGACUCCCAUACCACAUCUACCCCUUCCUCUUCCCCCUCCACAAGGUGCUCUACUUGGCCCUGUACAUUUUCGUCAACAUCUGGACUAUUUCUAUCCACGACGGCGACUACCGUGUCCCCAGCGGUCUGACAAGUGUCAUCAAUGGCUCAGCUCACCACACUGACCACCACCUCUUCUUCGACUUCAAUUAUGGCCAAUACUUCACUCUGUGGGACCGCCUGGGAGGCUCCUACAGGCACCCGUCAGCUCUGAUAGGGAAGGGUCCCCACGAUCUGAUCCGGAAACUUCAGGCAGAGGGAAAGUUAGGAGAUGACAGAGUGAAGGCUAAAGGGCAAGUGAACAGACAUGCUCAGAGAUUAGUCACAUGUAAGGAGGAGUAAAAGUAGGGGAAAUUACGAUUAAUCAGCGCUUUCUGAAAGUGAUCACUAUUUUUGUAAAGACAAUGUGAGACACCCAUAUUUAACUGGAAGACAUAUUGGAGAAUAAUUUGAGUUCCUGUUCUUGCCAAAUAAGCCGUUGUGAGAUUUAAAAUUCUAGUGAAAUAGGUACAUGUAAAAUGGCUGCCCCUGGAUUGACAUCACUGUAGGCAAGCUUUGGGAUCACUACAUUUUCUGACAUACCAAUCAUGCCAAUAGGCAAGGAGCAGAUUACUAUCAGGAGCUGGGUCUGUCGUCUUGCAGGGCUUGUUAUUGAAGCAGGGAAUGAUAAAGUGACCCCUUUUGCGUAUGCCACAGAAGAGUUUAGAGGAAAAAGCUUUUUGAAAAUCAUGAAAUGACAGAGCCAAGAGACAUGAGGAGCAACAAAACGCUGGAGCUACUUGAGCUUCUACACUGCACUACACUUCUACAGUGAAAGACUAACUUUGAAUGGAAGUUUGGCUUUAUGAUCAAGAACAAGGUGUGGUUUCACAAGAAACGACCUUGACUUAAACUUAGAUUCAACGUGUAGUUCAGCAUUGUAACUUAAGACUGAAACACAUGGCAAACCAACAAGUGCUUGAAAGAAAAAUGAUGGUAUUUUCCAACAGUUCUCAUAAUUAUGGCCAUUCUGACUAAUGGCUAUGGCUAACUUUGCACUUGACUCCUCAGUUACAAACAUACAACUCAAGCAAAACUGUGUACAGUAUAUUGAAGCAAGCAGUACGGACCUCCUAAAGCUUUCCAAAAUAAACUUAAAUUUUACAGAAAUAAUUUCAGUUUAAAUUCAACUGAAAGACAAGACAAAAUUAGCCCCCUGGAUUAGCUAUAGCCUGCAUAGGGUUUUACUUAUGGGGCAACCAGCAGCAAGACUCAGUUGAGAAAUACCAGAAUUUUCCUUUAAGGUACUCCACUCUCUUCCCUUUUGCAGAAUUUUUUUCCCUUCUUGUACAGUUUAGCAGUUAUAAGUCCACUUUACCAGACAAUGAACUGUAGCAAUAGCAGCAAUAAUUUAUUAGAAGUAGCUAUCACAGUCAAGUGUUUAAAUGAUGUAUAGUCAAUACAAUUGUCAAAGGUAAUCAGAAAAGCUUUUAAAAGACAUCAGAAAUUGUUCCAACAUAUGGUGGGCAGGCUCAUUGUUUUGAGGGAUGUAAAGAAAGUUUUAUGGGAUAAACAAUGGUGCCACAGUAAUUUUUACCUUGGAAACACAGAGCUUCUGAGAUAUUACUGUAAUAGGGCUGCUGACGUAUUCAUCUUAAAAUUACUUUGUCUGUUCUCUAUCAUAUCGGGACUAUCUCUCCACUCCGUUACAUAUUCCAUAUAUACGGCGAUGAUCCCCCUGCUGUCAAGGUACGUGGAUACUUCUUUAAAACACACCAGGUGGCCCAGUCAAGCCCCACAGUUCACCUAUAAAGCACCUGUGCUGGUGUGUAAUCACUUAUUGUUUGAUCUCCACCUGAGUCAAGGUGUAGUGUCUGUUUUCUGAAAGUGCGUGAGAAGUGAAGGACAGUGUGCGAGUUGCAGCUUGUCGUCCGCUUACCUGCAUAAAUUGUAGCUAAGCAUCUGUCUACGGGCAGCCUCCCUGCCGCUUCAGGGAACAGGUGCUGGGUCUGCUUCCUCUGUAGCCGGCUGGGCCUCUUUUGUUUGUCUCCCUACGUCAGCUUUGCGUCUUGCGGGCUGAUUUGAGUGGCUGCUAUGUCCACAUGUUUGGCCUCUGCGUCUUGUGGGGCCUUGACGUGGUUGGUGUGUGAAUAGUGUACAUUUGUAAAUAGUUCGUUUGUCACAUAUCGGUGUUUUGGGCUUGUGGGCUGCACUGUCUCCUCACAGGGUGUCUUAAAGAGUUACCCUGUACAUAUGGAAUAUGUAACAGAGUGGAGAGAUAGUCUCGAUACGAUAGAGAACGUUUGGUUACGUUGUAACCUUUGUUCUCUGAGUGAGAGACUAUGUCUCCAGCUUGAGGCCGCUCGGAGACACGUUUCGAUCAAACUAUCAGUGAUUACACGCCAGCACAGGUGCUUUAUAGGUAAGCUGUGGGGCGUGACCGGGCAAGCUGGUGCCUUAAAGAAGUAUCCAUGUACCUUGACAGCAGGGGGAUCAUCCCCGUACAUAUGCAAUAUGUAACGGAGUGGAGAGAUAGUCUCUUACUCAGAGAACCAAGGUUACAAUGUAACCAAACGUUCUCAAGCUGUUUCACUCACAUUAGACUAGUCUAAAGCAAAACUUUACACUGGCCUAUCUCAGCAGACCAGUGAUCCCCUAAUGGCGUCAACUUGGUAUGAUGAGGCUACGAAUCCUUUUUUUUUAUAUAAGAAAAGAAUGAAGUUUCCUGUUUCCUUGGUUUCAGGUUCUGCAAGAAUUGUUCAGUAAUACUGGUUAUAAGGGACAGCUGGGAUAUGCUUCCUUAAAUUACAUUAAUUUAAGUUACUGUAGUUUCAGUUUUUCUUAACCAUUACACAAAAUUAUACACUGGAUCAUGCAAAUAAUGUAAGAUAACAUUUUUCACAGUUCAUGUCUUCUCUGUCUCUUGAGGUGAUUUCGAGGUGAUUGCAUCAUCAUUAGUAUGAGAAGAAAACACCUUUGCUACUAAUCAGAACACGUUGGUACAGAGUUGACAUACUUUUUGGAUAUAAACGACUAAUAAAAACAAAAAUGCAGCUUAUUCACUGUAUUUCCACUUUCAAA
Thunnus maccoyii (southern bluefin tuna) is the source of this 3682-nucleotide messenger RNA. RefSeq names its product sterol-C5-desaturase (gene sc5d). Bases 56 to 964 code for a protein of 302 amino acids. NCBI's taxonomy places the organism in Eukaryota, Metazoa, Chordata, Actinopteri, Scombriformes, Scombridae. Gene Ontology annotation, molecular function: iron ion binding; oxidoreductase activity. The record is from RefSeq and is a predicted model, not a curated record. The transcript has 5 exons.